Molecule: messenger RNA, 4545 nt
Organism: Arabis nemorensis
Lineage: Eukaryota; Viridiplantae; Streptophyta; Magnoliopsida; Brassicales; Brassicaceae
Source: the annotation of a GenBank genome assembly
AUGGAUUUUGAUGAGAUCUCGUCUAUCUUGGUAGAGCAUUUACCAGUAUUGGAGCUAUGUUCGGUCUUCAUCAACCUCACGCUUUUUCUCGUGUUUCUAUUUGCUGUCUCCGCGAGGCAGAUUCUUGUCUGCGUGAGAAGAUGCAGAGAUAGGCUCUCUAAGGAAGAUACUGUUUCAGCUUCUAACCGUAAUAACGUUAGCUUGGAAAGAGAGAUUAACGAUGUUAGUGUUGGGAUUGGGUUUAAACUUUCUUUGCUCUGUUGCUUCUAUGUGUUAGGCGCCCAAGUUUUGGUGUUAGUCUUUGAUGGGAUUAGUGUUGUAAGAAAGGUUAGUGACUGGUUUGUUCUUUGCUUUCCAGUUGCUCAGGGUUUAGCUUGGUUUGUCGUUAGCUUCUUAGUUCUUCAUUUGAAAUACAAGUCGUUGGAGAAGUUACCUUUCUUGCUGAGGGUAUGGUGGUUCUUGUCGUUUUCGGUUUGUCUUUGUACGUUGUACAUGGACGGAAGAAGGCUAGCGAUUGAAGGUUGGAGCGGAUGUUCCUCUCAUGCUGUGGCCAAUUUAGCUGUUACACCUGCUCUCGGGUUUCUUUGCUUUGUGGCGGUGAGAGGCAUUUCUGGUAUUGAAGUUCGCCAAAGCUCUUCUGAUCUUCAAGAGCCUUUGCUUGUUGAAGAAGAGGCAGCUUGUCUUAAAGUCACUCCGUAUAGUACUGCUGGACUGGUUAGCCUACUGACGCUUUCUUGGUUGGAUCCACUUCUCUCUGCCGGUUCAAAAAGACCGCUUGAGCUCAAGGAUAUACCGCUUCUUGCACCAAAAGAUAGAGCCAAGGCAAGUUACAAGGUCUUGAAGUCGAAUUGGAAGAAAUCGAAAUCCGAAAAUCCUUCAAAGCCUCCUUCUUUAGCUCGUGAGAUUCUCAAAUCCUUUUGGAAAGAAGCAGCUUGCAAUGCCGUCUUUGCUGGGUUGAAUACUCUCGUGUCCUAUGUGGGUCCUUACAUGAUAAGCUACUUUGUUGAUUAUCUUGGAGGGAAGGAGAUUUUCCCUCAUGAAGGAUAUGUUCUUGCUGGGAUAUUCUUUGCGUCCAAGCUUGCAGAGACAGUCACCUCCCGUCAAUGGUAUAUGGGGGUUGAUAUCUUAGGGAUGCAUGUUAGAUCAGCUCUAACAGCAAUGGUUUAUCGAAAAGGUCUGAAACUUUCAAGUAUAGCCAAGCAGAAUCACACGAGCGGCGAAAUUGUAAACUACAUGGCAGUUGAUGUCCAGCGCAUAGGAGAUUACUCUUGGUAUCUUCAUGAUAUUUGGAUGCUUCCAAUGCAAAUAGUUCUCGCUCUAGCAAUCUUAUAUAAAAGUGUGGGCAUAGCAUCUGUAGCUACAUUAGUUGCGACAAUUAUCUCGAUUCUUGUCACAAUUCCAUUGGCUAAAAUUCAGGAAGAGUAUCAAGAUAAGUUGAUGGGUGCGAAAGACGAAAGAAUGAGGAAAACAUCAGAAUGUCUUAGGAACAUGAGAGUUCUAAAAUUGCAGGCGUGGGAAGAUCGGUACAGAAUGAGAUUGGAAGAAAUGAGAGAAGAGGAGUAUGGUUGGCUUCGCAAAGCCUUGUAUUCGCAGGCUUUUGUUACUUUCAUCUUCUGGAGUUCCCCAAUCUUUGUAUCCGCAGUUACAUUCGCUACUUCGAUAUUCCUAGGCCAUCAACUUACAGCUGGAGGUGUUCUUUCUGCUCUGGCGACAUUCAGAAUUCUUCAGGAGCCACUUAGGAACUUUCCUGAUCUGGUAUCAAUGAUGGCUCAGACAAAGGUUUCUCUUGAUAGGAUUUCCGGGUUCUUGCAGGAGGAAGAGCUUCAGGAUGAUGCAACUACUGUUAUUCCAUGUGGACUUUCGAAUAUAGCUAUAGAGAUUAAAGACGGUGUGUUUUGUUGGGACCCUUUUUCUUCAAGGCCAAUAUUAUCUGGGAUUCAAAUGAAGGUAGAGAAAGGUAUGCGUGUGGCUGUCUGUGGUACAGUUGGCUCGGGAAAAUCAAGUUUUAUCUCUUGCAUCCUCGGGGAAAUCCCAAAAAUCUCUGGUGAAGUUAGAAUAUGUGGUACUACUGGUUAUGUGUCUCAGUCGGCUUGGAUUCAGUCUGGUAACAUUGAAGAAAACAUUCUAUUUGGCAGUCCAAUGGAGAAAGCAAAGUACAAGAAUGUGAUACAAGCAUGCUCCUUGAAAAAAGAUUUAGAGCUUUUCUCACAUGGGGACCAAACUAUUAUCGGAGAGAGAGGUAUAAAUCUCAGCGGUGGCCAGAAGCAACGUGUACAACUUGCAAGGGCAUUAUAUCAAGAUGCUGACAUUUAUUUACUAGACGACCCUUUUAGUGCUCUUGAUGCACACACUGGCUCUGAUUUGUUUAGGGACUACAUUCUAUCUGCGUUGGCUGAGAAAACUGUGGUUUUUGUGACGCAUCAAGUUGAGUUUCUUCCUGCAGCUGAUCUAAUAUUGGUUCUGAAGGAAGGCCGCAUUAUUCAAUCGGGUAAAUAUGAUGAUCUGCUACAAGCAGGUACUGAUUUCAAGGCGUUAGUGUCUGCCCACCACGAAGCAAUCGAGGCCAUGGACAUCCCAAGCCCCUCCUCAGAAGACUCUGAUGAAAACCCGAUUCUGGUCUUGCAUAACAAUCCAAAGUCAGAUGUUUUUGAAAAUGAUAUCGAGACUUUGGCAAAGGAAGUACAAGAUGGUGGAUCUGCUUCGGAUCUAAAGUUGAUCAAAGAGAAGAAGAAAGCAAAGCGUUCCCGCAAAAAGCAGCUUGUAACAGAAGAGGAAAGAGUAAAGGGAAAAGUUAGCAUGAAGGUGUACUUGUCAUACAUGGGUGCAGCAUAUAAAGGGCUUCUAAUUCCUCUUAUUAUACUGGCACAAGCUUCUUUCCAAUUUCUUCAGAUUGCUAGUAAUUGGUGGAUGGCUUGGGCGAAUCCUCAAACUGAAGGUGAUCAGUCUAAAGUGGAUCCUACAGUUCUUCUGGUUGUUUAUACGGCCUUAGCUUUUGGGAGCUCCGUGUUCAUAUUUGUACGAGCUGCUCUGGUUGCAACUUUUGGUCUAGCUGCUGCACAGAAGCUGUUCUUGAAUAUGCUCAGAAGUGUGUUCCGAGCGCCAAUGUCAUUCUUUGAUUCCACUCCUGCAGGAAGAAUUUUGAAUCGGGUUUCAAUUGAUCAAAGUGUUGUGGACCUUGACAUUCCAUUUAGACUCGGUGGGUUUGCUUCAACAACGAUACAACUCUUUGGAAUUGUCGCUGUAAUGACCAAUGUUACCUGGCAAGUUUUCCUCCUUGUUGUUCCCGUAGCGGUUGCUUGCUUUUGGAUGCAGAAAUAUUACAUGGCUUCUUCAAGAGAACUGGUUCGCAUUGUUAGUAUCCAGAAGUCUCCAAUAAUUCAUCUCUUUGGAGAAUCAAUAGCUGGUGCAGCCACAAUAAGAGGAUUUGGCCAGGAAAAGAGAUUCAUCAAGAGGAAUCUUUAUCUUCUCGAUUGUUUUGCUCGUCCUUUCUUCUGCAGUAUUGCUGCUAUAGAAUGGCUUUGUUUACGCAUGGAGUUACUUUCCACACUUGUAUUUGCUUUCUGUAUGGUAUUACUCGUCAGUUUUCCUCAUGGAACCAUUGAUCCAAGCAUGGCAGGGCUUGCUGUGACAUAUGGACUUAACUUGAAUGGACGUCUAUCACGAUGGAUACUUAGCUUUUGUAAGCUUGAAAACAAAAUUAUCUCGAUCGAAAGGAUUUAUCAGUACAGUCAGAUUACAGGAGAAGCCCCAGCAAUUAUCGAAGAUUUCCGCCCACCUUCCACGUGGCCUGAAAAGGGAACAAUCGAGCUGCUUGAUGUAAAGGUUCGUUAUGGUGAGAAUCUUCCAACGGUACUCCACGGGAUAAGCGCUGUGUUUCCGGGUGGAAAAAAGAUUGGAAUUGUUGGGCGAACGGGAAGCGGAAAGUCGACUUUGAUUCAAGCUUUGUUUCGGUUGAUUGAGCCAACUGCUGGAAGAAUUACUAUUGACAACAUUGAUAUCUCUAAAAUUGGUCUUCAUGAUCUUCGUAGUCGCCUCGGUAUCAUACCUCAAGAUCCUACAUUAUUUGAAGGAACAAUCCGAGGAAACCUUGACCCACUUGAAGAACAUUCAGAUGAUAAAAUCUGGGAGGCGCUUGAUAAAUCCCAGCUUGGAGAUGUUGUUAGAGGGAAAGACCUAAAACUUGACUCACCAGUGCUGGAAAAUGGAGACAACUGGAGUGUUGGGCAGAGGCAGCUUGUUUCGCUAGGACGAGCAUUACUGAAACAAGCAAGAAUACUUGUUCUUGAUGAAGCAACGGCAUCAGUCGACACAGCGACAGACAAUCUGAUCCAGAAGAUAAUCAGAACCGAGUUUGAAGGCUGCACGGUCUGCACUAUUGCUCACCGGAUCCCAACUGUUAUCGACAGUGACCUUGUUUUAGUUCUCAGCGACGGUAAAGUAGCGGAAUUCGAUACUCCUGCACGGCUCUUAGAAGACAAAUCAUCGAUGUUCUUGAAAUUGGUAACCGAAUACUCCUCAAGAUCUAGUGGAAUGCCUGAUUUUUGA